Messenger RNA from Phalacrocorax carbo (great cormorant), 2286 nucleotides. The record is from RefSeq and is a predicted model, not a curated record. NCBI's taxonomy places the organism in Eukaryota, Metazoa, Chordata, Aves, Suliformes, Phalacrocoracidae.
UGCGGGGGCCGGUCCCGGGGCGCGGCGGGCGGCAGGCGGCGCUGCGCCCCUUCGCGGGCCCCGGCCCGCUCGGCUCCGCGCCCGCCGCCCCCGCCCAGCCCCGCGCCCAGCCGAGCCGAGCCCAGCCGAGCCGAGCCCGGCGAUGCCAGCGGCCCCCGGCCGCAGCGGCCCGGGGAGGCGGCGCUGACCCGGCGGAGCGGGCGGACGGCGGCCAUGGGCAGCGGCGGCCCCGGCCCGCACGGACGGCACCGGCAGAUGCACUGAUGUCUGCCCCUUGCAAAGACCUGACCUACCCGAGGUCGGCAGAUGCGCAGGUGUUAGUGUGAAACCCCAGUAAGAGAAUGAGUGAGAGAGACAUACAAAGCCUGAGCAAAUGGGUUUUCGUGCUCACUCUCUGCCUUACCAUGCUGUGGGGAAGACUGACGCUGGCCUCCGCCCAUCACAGAAGCCAUUCAGUGCAUGUAGAGCCCGGCACGUGCGAAGUCAUUGCAGCUCACAGGUGCUGCAAUAAGAACAAGAUCGAGGAGCGCUCCCAGACGGUGAAAUGCUCCUGCUUCCCGGGGCAGGUGGCAGGGACGACGCGGGCAGCUCCCUCCUGCGUGGAUGCCUCCAUCGUGCUGCAGAAGUGGUGGUGCCAGAUGGAGCCGUGCCUCGACGGGGAGGAGUGCAAGGUACUGCCCGACCUCUCGGGCUGGAGCUGCAGUAGCGGCAACAAAGUGAAGACAACCAAGGUCACGCGAUAGCCUCCAUGCAGCUCGGCGGCGGCUGAGCCGCCUCGGCGCGGGUCCCCGGUGCUCUGCAGAGCGUGGGCGGCAGGACGUGGUCCAGCCGGGCGGUGCCUGCGGAGGCGGGAUGCUCCAGAGCUGCCAUCCUGUGCCUCCCGGUGGGACCGUGCCAGGCACCAGAUCAGAGCAUCCGCUGAGCCCUGGCUUCCCUGGAGGCGGCAAGUAUGGGACCCCAGCACAGCUGCAAGACUCCUGUCACUCCAUGGUCCCCUCCUGCCCCAUGGAGACGCUCACCGACCAAGAAAUGGGCUCAUUUUCCCAUCCUCUUAAGUAAAAUACUCCAGUCAUGAAAGAGCUGUUGACAAUACACAGACAGACAGACAGCGGUCCCCCAAAAUGGGCUUUACUCUGAAAUAGUUGCAAUCAUUACUGUGAGUCGCCUGUCCCCAUCUCCCAAGAUGUUGAAUCAGGGCCGCUGUCAGGAAUUGGGAAGUCAAUGGUUGUGUGAAACCCUCCCUUGUUUGGCUCAUGGCCCCUGGCCCUGUGGGUUCCCAGGAGCAGGCACUGAGCUCUCCGGGGGGCUGGGGGGCUGCUCUGACCCCCGGAGCGUUGUGCUUUCCCUGCCCUGUGUCCUGGCUGCUGUGACCAUGCGUAGAGGAUGCACUGGCGUGGUUGGGGCUGCCUGAGACCCCGUCAGCCCCCGGAGGUGGGGAAAUGUCUCCAUGGCGCAUGCUGCUGGUUUCUCCUUCCUCGGUAAUUGCAUUAAUCAGGCUGCAAGUUUAGUAUCUGUUCUCUACCGUGCAAGUCCCAGGCACCAAGUUACUGCUUGUGUUUGCAAUCGAAUUUCAGGAUAACUUGUGGGGGAAGCCCUUUUCUGUCUGUGGGUCUGGUGUGCCUGACACCAUGCAGAUGCCCAGCCAGAGACCCAGACUGAGCCAGGCUUCAUUGCAUUAAUUCAAAAUAAAGAAAAAUGUACCAUCUCCUGGCCGUGAGCUUGUGACCUUCUCCAGGACGCACCGUUUUCCCUGGCGUGGCAGCCUGAGGGGGAGAGGGUGGGAGCCCCGCAGUCCCAAGACCAUCAGGGCUGGGGAUCCCAGGGCUGCUGCACUGGUGGGGCCGGUGGCAUGUGGCCUGAGCAAGAGCAUCACUGCAGGGAGUGGGGCCAACGUCCCCCGGGGUGCCCCAGCCCCACUCAUCACCCGCGCGGGGGGACGUGCUGGCUCAGGAGGGGCUGGGGGCCAGUGCCGGCGUGGGGGCUGGCAGCGCGGCAGCUGCCUGCCUCCAUGCUCCGGCUGCCACUGGCAGGACUCGUUAUUUAGACGUUUUUGUAAUGGGGUACGUAAUACCUGCUCCAGAUGUGAUGUAAAUACCAGACUGUGAAAUAAUAAAUUCAUUUUAAUCUCUGCAAAGGAUCUUUUCAUUCAGCAGCAAAGGGAGGCUUUGGGAGUGCUUCUCUUGCUGACUGCAUCCGAGGCACAGAGGCUGGGGGAUCUCCCCUGGCCAUUCCAACCAGCUCAUGCAGCAGCAGCCGCUCUCAUUGCUCAUGCAACUAUCUAAUUCU